AACGAGUACACCUAUCGUCUUUUCCGAAAGUGACAGUGAUAUGAGGAAGAUGUUAGAAUGGCAGGUCCCAAACGCAUGCAGUCGGAGAUACCUGCCAAGUUCCAGGGCAAGCGGAUUCUCGUGUACCGUAACGGGGAUGAAUAUUUCGACGGUAGGAGGCUCGUGGUAAGUGGGAGGCAAUUCCCGACCAUCGACUCCCUAUGUAGGGAGUUGACAGAGAAGUUGGAGCCGACCUUCGGCGCCGUUCAUCGCCUUCACACCCCGGAAGGAGGAUCUCUUGUCUCUUCGAUUGAAGCUGUGGAAAAUGGAGCUUCGUACGUCGCUGCUGGAUCGGCGCCCUUCAAGAGGAUCCCAGGAGGGCUGUACAUGUUGUCUGGUUCCCCACUCGUGAGACGAGAUCAGUUGACCGAUGGAGGAUACUACGUCGGGGUGCCACAAGGGCAAUCCUUCAAAAAGGGCAAUUAUAACACGGCUGCCACUCCGAGUUCGACGUCGCCUACCAGGAAGCAUUCCAUCGUUUCCCACUUUAGCAGGCGGUCUUCGAUGCAGCCGAUAAACGAAGCCCAGGCCGAGGAAGAGGAAACAGAGACGAAUCUCGAAGAACCCGCCAUUCCCUGGCUGUUCCCUUUGCCAUACGACCGUAACUACUACGCCGACGAAAAGUCGGAGAAGAAGCGCAGCAUCUUGUCGACGGCCGACCGGAGCAGUUCCUUGUUCAAGGCCAGAGAGACAGAAGCGGACGAUGCAGCGGAAGUUCCCAACUCCACCAAGAUGCAGGUGGAAUUGGACUUCGAAAACCUGGACCCGGAAGUGGAAGAGCUGGCAGCCGAGGCUUGA
Molecule: messenger RNA, 837 nt
Organism: Darwinula stevensoni
Lineage: Eukaryota; Metazoa; Arthropoda; Ostracoda; Podocopida; Darwinulidae
Source: the annotation of a GenBank genome assembly